Molecule: messenger RNA, 882 nt
Organism: Magnusiomyces paraingens
Lineage: Eukaryota; Fungi; Ascomycota; Dipodascomycetes; Dipodascales; Dipodascaceae
Exons: 1
Coding region: 1-882 (293 amino acids)
Biological process (GO): response to reactive oxygen species; hydrogen peroxide catabolic process; cellular response to oxidative stress
Molecular function (GO): peroxidase activity; heme binding
Source: RefSeq, a predicted model, not a curated record
AUGGUUGACCACGAUUAUAACGCUGUCGCUGAAGCUAUCCGCAAAAUUCUUCCUAACGAAGACUACGAUGACGGUUCUACAGGUCCUGUUCUUGUACGCUUAGCCUGGCACGCUUCAGGAACUUAUGAUGCCGCAACCGGCACAGGCGGCUCCAACGGAUCUACCAUGCGUUACAAAUCUGAAGCCAUGGAUGGUGCAAAUAAUGGUCUCGAAUAUGCUCGAAAAUUCCUUGAACCUAUUAAACAACAAUUCCCCUGGAUCACAUAUGCAGACCUUUGGACAUUUGCUGGGAAAAUUGCCCUUGAAGCUAUGGGUGGUCCUCAAGUUAAUUGGGCCCCAGGUCGUAUCGAUUAUGUAGAUGACUCAAAUGUUCCUCCUAAUGGCCGUUUACCUGAUGGUGCUCUUGGACAAGACCAUCUGCGAGUCAUUUUCUACCGCAUGGGAUUCAAUGACCAAGAAAUUGUAGCCCUUUGUGGUGCUCAUAACCUUGGCCGUUGCCACAAGGAUCGCUCAGGAUUUCAAGGACCUUGGGUUACUAACCCUAUAAAGUUUUCAAAUACUUACUUUAAAACCUUACUUAGCAGCAACUGGGUCCUUCAGAAAAAUGAUAAUGGCAUUGAACAAUACUAUGAUGCCGAUGAUGAUGAAGAGGACCUUAAUGAACGUCUUAUGAUGCUCCCCACUGAUUAUUCUCUUAUCCAAGACCCCUCCUUUAAACCUUGGGUCGAAAAGUACGCCGCCGAUAAGGAUCUCUUCUUCCAAGAUUUUGCUAAAGUCUUUGCAAAGCUUCUUGAACUUGGUGUUCGCAGAGACCCUGCCUCUGGUCUUGCUGCCGUUAACUAUGUUGGCAAGAUUAACAACCCUCCCAGCCAAAAGAUUUAA